Cydia splendana is the source of this 3335-nucleotide messenger RNA. Its product is annotated as probable peptidoglycan muropeptide transporter SLC46. Bases 126 to 1595 code for a protein of 489 amino acids. The record is from RefSeq and is a predicted model, not a curated record. Gene Ontology annotation, cellular component: membrane. Lineage: Eukaryota; Metazoa; Arthropoda; Insecta; Lepidoptera; Tortricidae. The transcript is spliced from 9 exons. Gene Ontology annotation, biological process: transmembrane transport. Gene Ontology annotation, molecular function: transmembrane transporter activity.
CUCUGCUGGCGGCAACGGCAUGGCAGGGGAGAUAAUAACAUUAAUAUAAUCUGUGAUUAUAUUAUUAUGUAAAUGAAUUGAAGAAUUUUCAUCGUUAUUUAGAAUACUCGGCGUUGUAUGUGAUAAUGGAUCAAAAACAGGAUGAAAACGUUAGUGAAAUCGAAAUGCCUAUAAGGAGACCAUGGUACAAAUACGUGACAGUGGAACCGACCAUGUUCUUAUACAUGAUGGCCUACAUGAUCACCAAUGUCGUCGAACAAACAUUCUACGUGUUCCGCGCGUGCAACGUCGACCAUGGAUACAGCGAAGAGAUCUGCUACAACAUAACAAGUUACAAGGAAAUUAAUGAAGAAGUACAGGUGACAGUGUCCACCUUCCACCAAUGGAACGGCGUGGCCUGGCACAUAGUGCCGUUUGUCCUCGCGUUUUUCCUAGGGUCCUACAGCGACAAGAGAGGGAGAAAGUGCAUCCUGCUGGCCGGGCUGCUCGGGAAACUCUAUUUUUCCAUAAUGGCUACUGUUAAUACUAUGAAUGCAUGGCCGUUAAAUUAUGUGAUAUAUACGGCCACUUUUCCUAGUGCCUUAACCGGUUCGGACUUGGCAAUAUUCGCGGGCGUGUUCGCGUACAUAGCUGACGUCACCUCCCCCGAAAAUAGAACCCUAAGAGUUGGGAUUUUAGAUGCUGUUUACUUAAGCACUAUGCCUUUGGGAGUUUUUAUUGGUAACAUUUUAUACGUGCAUGUUGUGGACAGGUCAUUCACAAUAAUGUUCCUAAUCAACAGUAUUCUCAUGUUGCUGGCGACCCUACACUGUCUCUUGUUCCUCAAAUGGCAGACGAGGCCCGAGCAGUCGUCCCUGCGGGACGCCGGCGUCACCAAUCCGGUGGUGGACUUCUUUGACCUCAAAAAUGUGAAUCAAACGAUGCUUACCCUGUUUAAAAAGAGGAGUAACCACCGCACAGUAUUUUUGUGGUUCUUACUAAUAUCGAUGGCGCUGUAUACGUUCCAGAGAGACGAGAGGCCGUUCAUGUACCUGUACGUCCAAAACGUGUUCAAAUGGGACACGACCGCCUACAGCAACUUCAGGACGUAUAGCAGCACGGCGUACGUGCUGCUCAUGUUCAUAGGCAUCCCACUGAUGACUAAAGUAUUCCGCUGGAGAGAUACGGUAAUAGUGAUGCUAGGAGCCACUUCCCAUAUGGCCGGGCACUUCUUGUACGCGCAAGCGACCGCCGCCAAGACCCUAUACAUCGGUGGCGCAGUGGCUGCACUAGGGCCCUGUGUCGCGCCGCUCGUCCGCUCUAUGACCUCCAAGGUUCUUCCGUCUGCUGAACGAGGUGUGGCAUAUACAUUUCUGUCGGUGAUGGAAAACGCCGUGGCGAUGUUUGCCUCCAUUAUAUACUCGCAAGUGUAUAACGCCACGCUCGGCACCAGUUUCCUGAAUGCCAUCUUUUACCUUACCAUCGGGACGCAAGCCGUUGUCUUUUUAUUUUCACUCUGUAUGGAGCUAACUUUAAGGGGCCGGCGGCUCGAAUCACUGUUACCGGAGGACGAAAGAGAGAUAUCGGCGCGGACUCUUCAGGCCACUAUCAACUGACCUAUUAGAGGUGCGGAAUUUAAUAAGCAUUCGUGACAACAACCUUCAUUGACGCUGCUACCAGAAUAUACGAAAUUUGUUUCAAAGUUUGGUCUAACACGCAAUAGCACCAGAAAAUAUUUGGCGCUGAGUCAGCGCCAUCUAGUAAAGGUAUGGUAAGGACGCCAUACACGAAUCCUUGUUGGAUCCUCGCGUCCAGAUUGUUCGGUUGCCUUGGUCAGUGUUCGAAUUGUACCCAUUUUGGUAGCUAGGCAUUUAUUUAGGCAUAUUUUAGGUAUUUGUAUGUAUUAAGCUCGAAUAAUAAAUCAAAUAUUAUAAAUAGGCCAAUUUUACAAAGAUCGACUUAGCUGGUUCCACAGUAAGCUCAAUAUGGCUUGUGUUGUGGGUGCAUGUGCUUACAUGCAUAGAAACUCGGGAAUAAAUAUUAGUGUUAACACACAAAUAAAUGCCCUUACCAGGGUUCGAACCCGGGACCUCUCGAUUUAUAGGCAGUGUCACUACCGACUAGGCUAGGAGGCAGGCAUUUUUAUUAAGGCAUUGGUGCCAUCUACUCUGUGUACAGCUGCAGUAAAUGUUGAAUAGUAGUGACCCUGCAUUGAAAGCAGGAGGUCCCAGGUUCAAAUCCUGGUGAGAGCAUUUGUUUAUGCGUUUAUCAUGAAUAUUUGUUUCUGAGUUAUGGAUGUAUUCUAUCCUUUUGUUUUCAUUUUGAGAUUGACCUGGUUUUCCCUGUAGCAAUGAAUUAUCAUUAAGUUUUUAUAGGACGAUUGUCAAAUUUUACUAUUUUAGAGUAUUUAUAUUAAGUUAAAUAUUUUGUUCUUGUACUGGCAUUAAUAAUCGGGAUGUAAACCGAACCCUCCUCUUAAUAAACGCUCCGAUGUUUGAGCGAAACAACGCUAUGCACGUAUUAUAGCGACAUACCGCUCGCACACCGGAGAGAAGUGUGAAUCGUAUCCAGUGUGCGAAGUACCUUAUACUUAGCCUUCGUUAAGUAAAAACGAAAGUUAUUCCAAGGGCACAUGCAAUAAAAUUAUGAACGUUGUAUUAAUAAUCAAUUGUUCCACACAUUGCUCAAGCGAAUUAUCAUAAUUUAUUAUAAUUAAUUUUAAGUAUACAUACUCUGUUUUUAAAAAUGAAUUCAAUGAUCGUCUCUAUACACCGUGUUUUUUUUUAUUUCCGUUAUUUUCAAGGGUGCAUUCCUGAGCUUAAAUCGAGUAACUUUCUCAAAGACACCGAUAUUCGAAUUAACUCCAUUUCGGAGAUAAUCAAUAAUUUAUUUUUUUCCUAUAAGGCCUCUACAAGCAUGUACACUUGCCUUAGGGCCGGUUUACAUAUUGAUUAGUGUUUACAAUGAGUUCAUACAUUUGCUACUAAACUUAAGUACAAUCUCGGUGGAUCGAUGUUCGAAAUGACAUUGAUAUGUCACAGAUUUCAAUUGUUUGGUUGAGUUAAAUGUAAUGCCCGUGUUACAACAACGCUACAUGCUACAUUUAAUUACUUUUUAAACAUAAAUAUUUUUUUUAAAGAAGCAAUAAAUAUUUUUUUUUUUUUGAAAAUUAACUAUGCCAUUUAGUUCUCUUAAAUGUACUUAACCAUACCCCGAAGUUAACGGAAUUCAAUAAAAACACGGUGUAUAUAUGAAUGUCAAGUUUUGUGAACAUACAGAACAAUUCCACAACUUAUUGUUAUACAAGGUGGUAUUCCCUAUUGUGAUUUAUGGUAUUAUUAAACUCCACUGUUACA